Alligator mississippiensis (American alligator) is the source of this 1031-nucleotide messenger RNA. Its product is annotated as zinc finger protein 628-like. NCBI's taxonomy places the organism in Eukaryota, Metazoa, Chordata, Crocodylia, Alligatoridae. The record is from RefSeq and is a predicted model, not a curated record. Gene Ontology annotation, biological process: regulation of transcription by RNA polymerase II; anatomical structure development. Gene Ontology annotation, molecular function: DNA-binding transcription factor activity, RNA polymerase II-specific; RNA polymerase II cis-regulatory region sequence-specific DNA binding. The coding region runs from base 1 to 957 and encodes 318 amino acids. The transcript is spliced from 2 exons.
AUGCUGAAGCCCCCCCCGCCCCCGCUGCCCUCCCCGUCCUGUCAGUGCGGCUGCGGCCGCACCCAGGCCGAGCCCCGCGGGGCCGGGACGCGCAAGUUCAGGUGCGGGGCCCGCGGGGCCGGCGUCGAGGAUGAGCACGAGCUGCGGGAGCACCAGCACCUGCACGGCGGUGAGAUCCACCCCCCUCGCAAGACCCUCCCUUGCCCUUGCCCCGCACCGGGGGGAGGGUCUGGCCGGGCGGGUGCUGAGCGCGGGGUCCCCGCAGGGCCGGACCCGGUCGCCCGCUCCAGCCGCCGCCGCUUCCCGUCCUCGGGCCCGUUGAGCGCCCGCCGCUGCCUCCCGCUGGCCCCGAUCCGGGCCUGGGUCCCCGCCGACGAGCCGCUGGACCUGUCCCUGCCCAAGGCGGGCGCGAGCCCCGCGCUGCUGCUGCCCGAGCCCCGGCCCCGAUCCGGGGCGGCGCGGGGCGUGAGACCCUCGUCGCAGCCCACUCUCGCUCCGGCUCCGGAGCCCGGACCGGGAUCGGGGCCGCGGCGGCGGAGGCUGCAGCGCACCGGGGACGGGCUCUACGCCUGCGGGCUUUGCCCCAAGACCUUCCACAAGAGCAGCUCGCUGCUGCGGCACGAGUACGAGCACACGGGCCGGAGGCCACACGAGUGCGGGGCCUGCGGGGCCGCCUUCAAGCACAAGCAUCACCUGCGGGAACACGCGCGGCUGCACUCGGGCGAGCGCCCGUUCCUCUGCCAGCGCUGCGGCCGCCGCUUCGCGCACUCCGGCUCCUACUCGCAGCACGUGAAACGCCGCCACCUGCCCGGCCCCAACCCCCGCACCGGCACCUGCACCGACCCCGACCCCGGCCCCGGCCCCGAGCCCGGGGGGCGCCGGGAGCGCGCCGCCGCCGCCCCGCAGUGGAUGUGGGGGGCGCCCCCCGCUCCGCCCCCAGCCCCCGGGCUCUUCUAAGCCACGGACGCGCGUGGAGGGGAUUUGGAGGGGUCUGCGAUGGUUCAGAGCAAUAAAGGAGUGAGCGGCUCGGA